Molecule: messenger RNA, 6976 nt
Organism: Chrysemys picta bellii (western painted turtle)
Lineage: Eukaryota; Metazoa; Chordata; Testudines; Emydidae
Gene: FADS2
Product: fatty acid desaturase 2
Biological process (GO): lipid metabolic process
Cellular component (GO): membrane
Molecular function (GO): oxidoreductase activity, acting on paired donors, with oxidation of a pair of donors resulting in the reduction of molecular oxygen to two molecules of water
Source: RefSeq, a predicted model, not a curated record
UGCUGGGGGAGGGGAGGGCAGCGGGUUGAGGUUCCCACAGAGCAGGGUUAUUAGCGAAGAGGGGAAGCCUAUCCGUGCCGGGAAGAGCAGCCUAGGGGGCACUUCAGAGCAGGCAGCGGGGCGGGGUGACUGCAAAGGGGCUGGCAGCGGAGAGGGAAGGGAAGACAAAGAGAAGCCCAGAGCGAACAUGAGAGGCGGGAAGGGGGGAGAACAGGGGAUCAGCUGAAUUCAACCCAGGGGAAACGCUCUUUCCUUCCAGCCGCCCUCCAGGAGGCGCAGGCAGGCCGGGGGGCAGCGGGCGGUUCGGGCCGGGGGAGCGCGGAGCGAGGGGCGCCCAUGGGGAAAGGCGGGGAGAAAGGCGAGGAGGCAGGGGAGCGCGAGGCGCAGAGCCGGCUCUACAGCUGGGAGGAGAUCCAGCGGCACAACCUGCGGACCGACAAGUGGCUGGUGAUCGAGCGGAAGGUUUAUAACAUCACCACGUGGGCAGCCAGGCACCCGGGCGGCCCCCGGGUGAUCAGCCACUACGCCGGCGAAGAUGCCACGGAUGCUUUCUGGGCCUUUCACCUCAACCCCAGCUUUGUGCAAAAGUUUCUCAAGCCAUUACUGAUUGGAGAGCUCGCCCCAGGGGAACCUAGCCAGGACCGAGGCAAAAACCCCCAGCUGGUGGAUGAUUUCCGAGCCCUGAGAAAGACAGCAGAGGAUAUGAAUUUGUUCAAAGCAGAUCCCUUAUUUUUCUCCCUUUACCUGGGUCACAUCAUCAUCAUGGAAGCUUUGGCUUGGUUACUAGUUUCAUACUAUGGCACCGGCUGGAUCACAACCUUUAUCCUUUCCUGCAUCCUUGCAACCUCCCAGGCCCAGGCUGGGUGGCUACAGCAUGACUUUGGACACCUCUCUGUCUUUAAGAAGUCUAAAUGGAACCAUAUCGUCCACAAGUUUGUCAUCGGGCACCUGAAGGGUGCCUCAGCAAACUGGUGGAAUCAUCGUCACUUCCAACAUCAUGCCAAGCCCAACAUCUUCAAGAAGGACCCAGAUGUGAACAUGCUGCAUAUUUUUGUCCUGGGAGAUUCUCAGCCCGUUGAGUAUGGCAAGAAGAAGUUGAAAUACCUACCUUACAACCACCAGCAUGAGUACUUCUUCCUAGUUUUCCCACCUCUCCUCAUCCCCGUGUACUUCCAAAUGCAAAUCAUCAUGACCAUGAUCAGACGCAGGUUCUGGGCGGACCUGGCCUGGGCCUUCAGUUAUUACAUGCGCUAUUUCAUCAUGUACAUCCCUUUCUAUGGAGUUCUGGGAUCCCUGUUUCUACUCACCUUUGUCAGGUUUCUGGAGAGUCACUGGUUUGUGUGGGUCACACAGAUGAACCAUAUUCCAAUGGAAAUUGACUGUGAGAAGCACAGAGACUGGCUCAGCGCUCAGUUGGCAGCUACCUGUAAUAUCGAGCAGUCCUUUUUCAAUGACUGGUUCACCGGGCACCUGAACUUCCAAAUCGAGCACCACCUGUUUCCCAUGAUGCCACGACACAAUUACUGCAAGAUUGCCCCACUGGUGAAGUCAUUGUGCACCAAGUACGGAGUCCACUAUGAAGAGAAAUCUCUCGGCAAGGCAUUCAUAGACAUUGUUGGGUCUCUAAAGAAAUCUGGACAUCUCUGGUUGGAUGCCUACCUCCAUAAAUGAAACUGCAUCGUAGUGGGGAGGUGCGAGUGAUGGGGGAAGGACCAUGUGUUUUUGUUCUUUUGUUUUUUACUGUCAGAUUUUCAGCCUAUAUCUGUGUGCACAGUUGGAGGGGAGUUUCCUGUCUUGUAAAAUGCUACUGGGGAGUGGCGGGGGGGGAGGUUUAAGACACCUUUUUAAACCAGAGGGAUUUUUAAAUGUGUUUGGCACAGUCUUCAGAAGAUGAGUUAAAAGAUCCAUUUCAUACCACCCGGCUGGAAAUUAACCAAGCUGAGUGGAGUUUUCUGUUUUGAAGGGGGAGGAUGAGAGAGUGGGGUGGAUAACCAGAAGAGCAAUUUCUUCCCUCCCUUCCCUCUUCCUGAGCCAUUCACUGCAGCCCUAGCCUCAAUCCCACACACACACAGGCACUUGAUUCAUAAACAUGAUCAGGCCAGCAUCAAAGAGCUUCUGCAUCUGUUCCAAUAUUUACAAUCCCAGAAACCCCAAUCAGCUUACGUCCUUUUCCCCCUUCUGAUGCUGGUGCAGAGGAACAACAGCCCAGGAUUGGAUUGUGUUCAAAAACAAAAAAACCCAAAAGCCUGUUUGAUCACCAACAGAACGGCGAAGUCUCUUGGCUGCGCUGCCUGCUGCAUCCUCCCUGGAGAAUUGGGAGGUGCAGCUGUGAGCAGCAGGUGCUGCAUUAUUUAGUCUGUCUGCCUCGCUCAGAGCCCUGCUGUGGCUUUGUCUCUCACUCAGCCUCUUUCUCUCUCUGAGCACAGCGCUGCGAACUCCCGCAUUAGCUUUGCUGGGACUCUACACAGGCACAAGUAUCCAACUGCAUGGGCCUCAGUGCUGGAUCAGGCUCUGUGUGUGUUUUUACUGCUCACCCCUGUUUUCAGGGGUCUGCAACUCAGCUCUGGGCUGAAACAGCAAGAGGGAUUUAACAAUCACUUAGUCGGGUUUUCUUUCCAUGUGGCCCAUUAACACUGCUGAGAUGUCUGCUAACUAAUGAUAAUAUUGAUGUAUAUAACAAAUUGACCUGCCCAUUGCAGAUGCUUUAUUGUGCUCUUUGGGCAGGAGAGGUUGCAGCUACUUAACACAAAUACAGCAGAGAACCAAGCUACCCUGGUUUUACAUUUGGUGUGAAACUUUCCAUAGAGCACUGAGAAAUGUCUUAAAUUGUCUAGACCUAUUUUCUGUCUGAUACACAGUUACCCAAGAACCAUUAGUGGCUCUAGUGGAGGGUAGUGUUCAGUUGGUUCCGUGACACACGGCCCAAUCCAAAGCCAACUGGUAGCAAUAGAAAGUCUUCCAUAGACAGCAGUUGGCUUUACAUUAGGCCUGGAGACUUUAAUUUAAUACAGUUGAAAGCAAGACAGAUGUGACAUUCCAGUAAUAUUAAGGGCCAAGGUUUCUAAAAAAAGGCCUCUAAACUUCUGCCCAUCCCUCAUUGCUUGUUCAAAACCCACAUUUCCUUGUGCAAAAUAGGUAUUUAGUCAUGCAGUUACCUAACAGCAAGUUUGCAAGCACAUCAUUAGGUCCCAAUCCCACAACUGCAUCUCCCCAAGCAGAUCCUAUCACUCAGAUCAAGGCCAGCUCCAGGCACCAGCUUGGCAAGCAGGUGCUUGGGGCGGCCACUCUGGAGAGGGGCGGCAUGUCCAGCUAUUCGGCGGCAAUUCGGCAGAUGGUCCCUCACUCCCACUCGGAGUGAAGGACCUUCCGCCAAUUGCCGCCGCAGAUCACGAUCGCGGCUUUUUUUUUUUUUGGCUGCCUGGGGCGGCCAAAACCCUGGAGCCGGCCCUGACCCAGAUGGUGCUCCACUAAAAUCAACAGGGCUCUGCCUGCCUGGAGGCAGCUGCAGGACUGGGGCUUAACACUUGAGAAAGUUUAACCCGCUUUAGAAAAUGUCUCCCUGAAGAUCAGAUUUUACUGCACUAAAGCCAGGAAAUUCAUAGUGGACAUUGUAAUUUAACCAAUCCACUGAUGCCUGAAGUUUGUAGGGGACUCUAAAUAGUUGGGUGAUUAUACACACCCUGUUGAUUGCAAUACUUAAAUAUCACCACAGGUGGUUAGAAUCAAGUUUUAUUGUCCUGGUGGUGUUUCAGUUUCAACCAGACCUUGAACACCUUUUAUAUUGCAGUCCCUGGGGUUCCAAUCUCUAAUAGCAUAAUUAACAGUAUCCUUCUGUAUUUUGUAAUCUUUUUGAACAAGGUAGUAAUGAGUUAGCAUGGGAUUGUGGAAAACACCAUUGAAACUGCCUUAAUCUCAGUCUCUUUUUAAUUCAAUGAAUGUAUCUCACUUUCUCUGCUCCAGGAGGGAUGAGCACAAACAUACUGCAGCACCUGCUUUGCAGUCUUCCAAACAGGCAGCUCGCUUUUCGAGAAGAUUCAGAUUCUUUGCUCCUCCAGUUCUUUUUUCCAAAACAAACUCUGAGUUUGGCUGCUGCUUCCUCUGGGCUCUGGCCCCUUUCUCUUUGCUGUCUGUCUUGUUGGAAUGUUGUCCAUUUGCAUGGUAAACGUCCAGAGGAAUCUCAGGAGAGUGGUGACCCAAUAGACCCAUCCCAAACCAGUAGCCUUAUUCUAGUCACGUGCUUUUGUAGUGGUCAUUGAUCAGCUUACUGGAGGGACUUGUGUUUUAUUAAAAGAAUAAUGCAAUUCCAGUAGGGCACUCUGCAUUGCCAAUGCUUGGGAGAUGGCAGCUAUCACUACUGACAGCUGUAGAACCUCGGAACAUUCUAGAAAAGCAAUGGGGCUGGGCACCAUGCAGAAGGAAGGGCCAGUCCUUAAACAGAACAAUUGUUUCAUUUGUCCUGAGCAACAACAAACAAAAUCAUAAAUGGAACAAGUAGGGACAGGCAAGUGCCUGAUAUUGGCUCUUCCCUCUCACCCAGGCGAGCUGGGUGCUUUAGAUCAAACUAUAGAAACAUUCUUGUUCAUGGAAAACUCUGAGUCACUAAGACCUGCAAAAUAAAAACUAUGCCAUUUUAUAGUUGGGAGAGAUUUGAGUGUCGUAUUGUUACGUCUACUGGGAGAUGAAAGUCCUCUCUCUACAGAGGAUCAAGUCACUGACUCCACCAUAACUUGCAAGUGUGUUUAUCUUACUUUAUGUAUUAAUGUAACCUAUGCCUGCUGAGUGUGGUGCUCUAGUGGCAGCUAGACCACCUAGAGAUUAAUGAGUCUGCUACAGCAUUGGCUAGGAGGCAUGUGGCUUUUAGCUCAUGCAAUACAGGUUCAUGCAUUUAACUCCAGAGGUCCCAAGUUCAGUGCUGACAACUGGGGUCUGUUAGUGUCACACUAACAUGCAAACCAAAUUCUCUUAUGAAAACUGUAUGUGUUGGGAACAAUGUCAGCUGUAUCUGUCAAUUUUGCCUCUGGGGCCAGUCCCACUUAAUCACCUUUCCAAAUGAGCAGUGUUCUUCUCAAAACUUCCCUCUUUCGCUGGAACUGAGGCCUCUUUUCUCUCCCUCCCUCCAACUCCAGACAGUCUUUUAUUUAGACAAAGGUGUGUCCAGUUGCAGCAACUCAAUAGAGUGACAAGGUCUCCAUUCAUACAUUGGAGUGAGUCAGGCUGAGCCCCGGUGUAAAGGGAUGAAUCAGGCUCAUUGUAUUCAGAGAAGUGAAAAACUUUCAUGAUGAAAUUUGAAAUUCUAAUCAACUAGCCUGAAAGGUGCAGAGCAGUUUGCAACCCGGGGCAGCAGAGAGAGAUCCUGGCUUUAUUGAAGGCUUUGGAAUGAAAGUCAAGAACCACUGAAGUGGCCUUGUAUGGCUUUGGUCCCAAACCAGCCUAAACUCUGCAAUUUUAGCUGAUUUCGACUUUGUGUUUGUAGGUUUGAACUUGACACUCAAACUGAAAUUCAGGGGUGCAAACAUGGAAAAUUAAAACCUAGUUUGCCCAAAUCCCCAGAGAACAGCAAUCAACGAGUUCCCCUCCCAGAGUGAGCAGGGAAAAAUCUAUAAUGUUUUCUCUCUUUUGAUUAUUUAUUGCUUUUGAAUGAGAUACAAGCACACAACAAACUCUAGGACAUGCAGGGAGCCUGUUGGGGCUUUUAGGAAACAAGCCUGAGCCAUGCCAUGGGUGACUUGGCCUUUGGCAACAUGCAGGCCAUUUCCAGAGGCUGUGGGUUGGAAGUAAGCAGCUUGUUUCGGACAGGACAAUUGAGUGGGUAGACCUGGAGGAACAAUCUUUGCUUCCCUCCAGUUAGCAAGGGGCGGGGUGGAAUGUUGAGGCUAGAAGGUUCCUUGGCAGUUGGGAUUGGCAGUUGGAGGGGGAAGGAGUUACCUGCUGAAAGUGGGGCAGGAGCCCUGGGCGGGGAGAUGGGGAGUACAGGUGGGAAGGGGGAGGUCAUAGGGAGCUGGGGGAUGUGUGAGGGGAACAGGGUCAGGGAUGUGAGCAUGGGGCAGAAAAGAAAUCAGCAGGGGAAAGAGGACGAGGAGAGAGAGGAAACCAGGCUGAGAUCAACAGUCCCACAUUCUCUCUCAUGUCAUCGUUACUUGACCAGAUAAUGGGCUUCAAGGCUGGAUUGUGGCUAGCCCUGCAUGGGUGCACAAGGAGGGAGGACAACAGCUCAAGGAGCGCUCCCUUUCACAAGGAAGGAGAAGGCUCACUCCCAAUCCUUGAUCUCCCUGAGUAAAGACUGGGUGCAUCUAAUGCAAGCAGCAAUACUAGACAACCCAAAGAGUUGGGUUUUGGACCCAUCCUACUCCUACCUAGUUAGCAGAACAGGGCCAGUGCGGGGGAGGGGGAAGAAAACACACACUGCACACUUUAAAGGGGUGUUUCAGUUCUCUCUGAAGUGUGCACUUCUCUAGCACUCUGGGAGACAUGCUGGGUGAGCCAGCUAAGAAAUCUCCUAAAAGCUGUGGGGUAGAUCCUCAGCGGGUGUAAAUCUUGCCACUCCAUUGCUGUCAAUAGAUCUGUGCCAGUUUGCACCAGCUGGGGAUCUGGUCCUCCAAGUAAAUCCUCACAGUAAUUAGUCUGUUGUGGUGAGGGGUAAAAAAGGGUCAGGGGACCUACUGCUGAGGAUUCGUGUACCAUGGAUAACACCAUCCACACAUAUCAAUAGAGGUCUGUGUCAAAAUGCCUCCUUUCUGUAACAAGCUGCUAUACAUCGGCCAUAGCCUCUUCCAACAGAUACUUUUCUAAAAGCCACCCUAACAGAGCCCUAAAAUAUAGUGUGUGUCUAGAGGUAGUUAAAAAAAAAGCAUCAAUUCAAAAAUCAUCAUAGAAAAGCUCCUGACUGUAUCAUUCUUCAAUAAAUAUUUCAGUAAAUCAAAGGAACUAUUUUUUCUAGUGUAUCUUCUCAAUAAAUUCAUAACUGUUGACUAUAAAA